This is a messenger RNA of Anthostomella pinea, 2646 nucleotides long. NCBI's taxonomy places the organism in Eukaryota, Fungi, Ascomycota, Sordariomycetes, Xylariales, Xylariaceae. The record is from the annotation of a GenBank genome assembly.
AUGGGUGCCAGCGACUCCAAGCUAGUCUUCAAGAAGGGCAUCUUCAGACUGUCGGAAGAGCGGAAUAUACCUGCCGACGACCCUUACUGGACAUCUUUCUGGGAGCUCCCUGAGUCUUCCGAAGAUGUAUUCAGCCUUUUUUCUGCUGCCGAUAUCCGACGAGCUCGCGACCGCGCCAUCGAGAAUCUCGAAACACUCGUGCUAGCUGUGACAUCCCGGCUCUUCAUAUUACGCCAUCAUCCAUCCUUCCCUGACCCAGAGCUUGCGCCGGAACGCGACGCCUUGAAUUGCAUCCGUGUCCUGACCCGUAUUCUACCAUACCUAUACGAAGUCGAUCAACUGGAAUCUUGGGAGGACAGGUUCUUUUGGGGGACGAGGAGGAAGCGGACAAGACGAGCAGCUAUCGCAAAUGAGGUCCUUUUCGAUGAAGCCCAGGCCGAGGAACAAGACGUGAAACCACCCACCGACGAGUUCGAAGACGUGAAGCCACUGGCCGAGGAGCUCAUAGACACACUCGUCGAUCUACUAUUCUUCUCCGAGCUGACUGGCCCUAGACAACCUCAUGGCAAACCCAAGGUCACCUAUGCCAUCUGGCAGAGCGGAGUGGGAUGCAACACCGCUGUGGCCACCACAAAAGGGUACGAGAAUAACCGGUGCGAGAUCUUGCGCCUGCUCUUGACCAUGGCCAGUAAGAGCAUGUACAUGGGACCCAACUUACUCCCGGUCAAGGGAACGAAGGCAUUGACAUACAUCUGUACUUGUCCUGACAAACAGGUCGUGCUCUCCAUGUUGUGCUCAUUGCUGAACACGACUCUGAAAUACAACCCGGCAAGCUGGCGUGUCCCUAUGAAUAGUCUUGUGUUUAAGGAUUCCAAAGAGAUACUCGUCACGUAUACGCUGCAGUUUCUACUAGUCGUUCUCCUCUACCCGAUACCCGAUUCUUCCUCUGCAACUACGCAAAAGAACUACUAUCGACACUUCUUGGGACGACUACAUCGCGCUCAAGACUUUCAGUUCAUUGUGGAUGGCAUGACGCGGAUACUGAAUCAACCAAUACAAGCUAAUGCCUCGUACAUCCCGGGGACACAGACUGCAACAAGGUUUUCCCCUGAGAUCCUCAUGCUGUUCUGGGAGGUCACCCAAUGCAACAAGCGCUUCAGGUCGUAUAUGAUGGACACACAGCGUGUUCAUGAUUUCGUCAUUCUCAUUUUCUUCUACGCAACCGAAUAUCAGGCGGAUGCGUCCAAGCAUGGUGUUGUACGGAUGUGUGCUUUCUUGUUGCAGACUUUGAGCGUCGAGAAGAAUUUCGGUGUGAAUCUCAACAAGAACUUCGAGGGUCAAGAUACCCUACCAGCGGUCAUCAGGAUACCCGGAUUCCAAGGAACCUACGCCGACUUCCUCAUACAAUCCAUAUACAAUCUUAUCACAAGAAGUCAGGGAAAACUGUCUGCCAUAUACCCUGCGCUUCUAGCUGUGAUCAACAACAUCGCCGCUUACCUGGAGGGCAUCAGCAGCACAACAUGUUCUAAACUUUUGCAGCUGUUCAACUCGAUGUCUUCCCCGUCAUUUCUUCUGGCCAACGACAGCAACCACAGUCUGCUCAGCUCGCUCUUAGAGUCCAUGAAUGCUAUCAUUGAACAUCAGUAUCAGAAAAAUCCCAAUUUCUUAUAUUUGGUACUCAAGAAUAGGAAACACUUCGAAGCACUACGCAGCUUCACACUCGAAAGUGGCCAAGAAGAAAUUGAACGUCGAAGUCGUCGAAGAAAGGAUAAUGGGCAGCCAAUUGACCCAUUUGAUACUAGCUCCAGACGAAGCUCGGUAGACAGUCUACGCAGUCCUACUUCGGCACAGCCAAAGACACCAACACUGAGUGAUGUGCCAGAAGAGGAUAGCACGUUUGCCAUUGGCGACGAUGAGGACGAAAGUGACGAUGAUGGCCAGCCAACGCCGGCUCAGUCGAGUCCUAGUGAGAACCCCUCCAGGACCUCUUCUGUCGCGGAUGUGGAAGAUGCGGUACCAACGCAACUGAAGGGAAUGUCGGAGAAAGCUAGAGGAAAGAUGCCUGCUGGAGUCCCUGCAUUCUCAAGACAGAACAGUACCACGAGCCUGAGCAGCUACUCUGUCGCGGGCCAAUCCACCACAGGCUCAUUUGAGCCAUCGGCAAAUUGGAUCGAGAGCUGGCUUCCAGAGUUGCCCUUACACACGAUACUAACCGUCAUUCAACAGCUGACGGCUCUCAUAAAUCGGCAGGGACUGUCUACUGACUCUCCUUCAUCGGUGACGUUGAAAACCAUUAAGGAAGCCGAUCUUGUCGCCAUUGAGCCAUCGCCGGCUAGAGUGCAUUCUUUCGAAUGGUCACCACUGGCGCUUGGCUGGUACGAGUCGUUGGUUUGGAGCUUUGUAUUUGCCAGCGAGAUGCAGGUCUCAAAGGGAACAGUCGGCAUAUGGAACGGGACAGCCAUCAAGCUCUUCAAGGUACAAGAGACGGCAGCAGAAGGGCCGACAUUGACAUCGCCGCGCGGAGCAGUGGAUGCUGUCGGCAGCAACAUUGUGUCGAGAAUUGGGUCUAUCAAUCUACGGGGUCCUACGUCGCCAGCCUCGCCAGCCUCAACAGGCUUUCCACCGCAACGGAAUGCGCAGACAUAG